UUAUCAACGUCUGAAUUCCCGCCUGCGAAACCGAAGCGUCCCUCCGUUUGAAGACUACAAUUCCCGAAAGGCAACGAGAUUGUCGGUGAGGCACGCUGGGAAAUGGAGGACAGUAGCAGAUUCUUUGAGCGGGCAUUGAACAGACGGUUACGGAAGCCGAGGAGGUGCGCUUAAAUUCAUUCUUGGAAAAACGGCUGGAUACGGCCGGCACUCUCAGGCGCUUUUUGUACUGUAGGUGGAAUUCCGCGGGAAGCUUUGAGGUUUCACGCAAUCGGGAUGCAUUUCCACCACGUGAUUUUUUUGAGGCGGAGCCGGCGGCGGAUCAUUCGCGGGGCGUCUUCCUUGCUAGCCGGUGGCAUGGCCGCCCGUAGGGCACCGCGUGGGUUUAGUUUGCUCCUGGAGAAAAAGGCGGUCUGCUGUAUCUUGUAUCCAACGGAAGGGAGAAUUUCAGCUGUUUGUGCAGAGUUCAACUAGGUAUUGAUUUCUAAAGCAGCUCCCGUGAUAAGUUGCGCUUCGUUACACGCAAAGUCAAGGAAAUCGUUCUCAGAAGGUCGUAUCCUGCUUCUGCGUAAUUUCCAUCGCCAAAGUCACUUCAUAUUAUAUGGAAAAGGAAAUACAAUGUUUUAUAUCUGCAAAUAACAUUUCUUUUUCCUAAUGUAUACUUGUGGCAGUCAGAAAUGAAGAAAGAAGUUCUGGGUUCCUUUGGAAGAAGCCAAUCCAAAUGACAAGCAUGCUUUGCCUAAGACGUUUUUAUCCAAUUCCAACAAGAUGUUUUAACUGUCGAACUUGGAGCAGCGACACUUUGUUGAACCAACUAAAUAACUUUACAAAUGAACACCAAGUGUUCAAUCUUGUGUCAAAGAACAGAGCCAGACUCUCUGAAAAACAUGUGAGAAGUGCAAUUAAGAAACUUGUGCAAGUUCAAAAGAAAAGGCCUCUGUCCUCAGAAACUAUGGAUUAUAUAAGAAGUCAUUCUCAGUUUUUUGUACUUCGCAUCUUGGCAGAAAAUAAGAUUGAAUGUAUGGAUAAUGAAUCAUUAGUGGAUGUAUUAUACAGUAUGCUCUGGUUUGAAGUUGACGCCCAUGACUCACUUGUAGAAGAGUUGGUUGUAGAAGGCUGGAAGCGAUUAAAUGAACUGACUCCACCUCUGCUAUCUAAAUUUGCACUGUGUGUACAGGAACAACAUCUGCAUCAUAGUCCACUCAUGGGUGAAAUAGCUCAUUUGGUAGAUAAGAAAUUGGAUUCCAUACAGGAUUCAAGGGCUUUGUCAGUCGUAAUGAACUGCAUAUCUUCUGUUACCUCGUCGAAUUUGAAAAAGCGGUUAAUAGAAAAAGCAGAAGACUUGUUAGAAACAACAGACAUCUCAGUGAAUGAUGCCAGGCGAUUUAUACAGUUUCUCCGGAAUGUCAGUUUUCUGCACUGGCCGCUGGUAAAAAAAUGUAACAAUAUUUUUAUUCGGCAUUCACAUGAGUUACGUGUUGAGGAUUUCUCUAUCAUUCUUGGACUCUACCAGAAUUUGCAAUUCAACAACACUGAAUUUAGAUUACUUGCCAAAGAAAAGCUGAUAGAACUUAAGGAUCAUUGCAACAGUCUGUUGAACGUCAUGCAGCUGUUCAUUCAUCUUGCACCCAUGGUACAGGAAGAGAUGCAAAAAGAGUUAAGUGAAAAGCUUCUACUAAUCGCAGAUGAUUUGGGUCGGUACCAAACGUUAAUUGUGGCAGAAAAAAUGCAAGAAGUACAAUACAGAAAUCCACUACUGAUUGAAAAGAUUGUAUCCCUCCUUCACAAGUACUUGGAUCAGUAUAAACCAUUUGAGCUUUUGAGAGUGACAAAUGUGCUAGCCAUGCUGCAUUGGCCCAAAUCUGACAUAUAUUCCAAAUUACAACAAUUAUCAAUCUGCCAUUUACAAGUUAAAAGAUUUCCCGCUGAUAUUUUAAUGCUGGUUCAUGCUCUUUCUAAUCUUCCUUCUCCUUAUGUGGAUGAAGCUGUAGUUACUCAAAUUGAUGCCAUCAUACCUCAGUGCAAUCUGAGUCAGCUCAAUCGUUUUACCAUAGAUCUUCUGAAAUGGAUGAAACAUCAAAAAUCAAAUCAGAAAAGUUAUUCUGGACCAUACGGGUCACUUUUGCAAAAAAUUAACAGUUGCGCCUUUCAGAGACUUGAGAAAAUAAACAAUUUGGAUCUUUUGCUGAAGGAACUCAGAUACAUACAUGGAAAAUGGUUUCAAGAAGUACUUCUCGAGAAGACCAUAGUUACUUUACGUCAGUUGAGAGAUCAGAUUACAUGGUCAAAUGUAGUGAAAUUUGCAUCCUUUCUCCUUGGAACCAACUAUCGCUGUACACUAUUACUUGACAGAAUAGCUGCAGUUACCACUGAACAUAUCGAUCAGAUCUAUUAUUCAGAAGUACAUGUUAUUCUUGCUCUAUUUUCUUUAUUUAAUUAUGAACCCCCUGAAGCUGAGAAAUUUUUUGAGGCUUGCAUUAAUCAUAUCAGUCUUCACCUGGAACAUUUUGAACCUUCUCUUCUUGUAUUGCUUGGUUUCGCUUUGGCUUCUGCUGGGUAUUUUCCACAGAAAGUGAUAAAAGCUAUAUUUAAUAUUGAAUUUCUCUCCAAAUUGGAUGCUGAGCUUCAAAUUCUACCAUGGAAAACAGCAAGUAAGUCCACCUUCCAGCUGAUGGAGCUGAAUCGAGCUGUCUGUUUGGAGUGCCCCGAGCUUCAGAUUCCAUGGUUUCAUAAACGCUUCUGUGAACAGCUGAAGAAAAAAAAGACUGAUUUAUCCAGUCCGUUGCAACAGCAGAUAUAUAUACUACUUGGAGAAAUCCUAGGAAGAAGCCAUUAUGCCAGAUGUUCUGUACUCACUUCUUACUAUUAUAGAAUUGAUUUUGAAUUUAUCGUUGAUAAAAACAGGAGACCUGCUCCAUAUAUAGACCAACACGUUGCCAUGCUUAAUUCAGACAACAUAGGUGGUGCUGAAGCUGGUCACUCCUAUGGAAAACAAGGGCUACCACCAGGAUUGCAAAGAAUUGCUAUGGAAUUCCUUGAUUCAGAAGCUUUCUGCAAAAAUUCAAAUCACGUCAAAGGAUAUGUUACCAUGAAAAAGCGGCAUUUAGAGAUUCUUGGUUAUCAAGUUGUUCAGAUCCCUCACUAUGAAUGGAAUUCCAUGGAAUUGUCAUCCACGGAAGCAAAGAUUGAAUAUUUAGCAAAUAAAAUAUUUGAAAAGCUUUGAUAUCCUAGUGUGGAGAAAAAAAAUAACAAUUUUUUAUAUGGACUUGUAACAUUGAAAAUUAAUUAUCUUCAGCCUUCAAUAAACUUAUUUUUUUUUAA
Messenger RNA from Crotalus tigris (Tiger rattlesnake), 3321 nucleotides. It is a transcript of the gene FASTKD1, whose product is annotated as FAST kinase domains 1. The record is from RefSeq and is a predicted model, not a curated record. Gene Ontology annotation, molecular function: RNA binding. The transcript is spliced from 15 exons. Bases 722 to 3223 code for a protein of 833 amino acids. Gene Ontology annotation, cellular component: mitochondrial matrix; ribonucleoprotein granule. Gene Ontology annotation, biological process: regulation of mitochondrial mRNA stability; mitochondrial RNA processing. NCBI's taxonomy places the organism in Eukaryota, Metazoa, Chordata, Lepidosauria, Squamata, Viperidae.